Molecule: messenger RNA, 345 nt
Organism: Miscanthus lutarioriparius
Lineage: Eukaryota; Viridiplantae; Streptophyta; Magnoliopsida; Poales; Poaceae
Source: the annotation of a GenBank genome assembly
AUGGUUGUGGAUAAACACUUGUCGAUUCUUGCAAAACAGCAUGUUGAAACACGGUUUGUGAAAGUUCAUGCGGAGAAGGCUCCCUUCUUGACAGAAAAGCUCAGGAUAGUUGUCCUUCCCACUCUUGCUAUAGUUAAGAAUGCGAAGGUUGAGGAUUAUGUGGUUGGCUUUGAUGAGCUUGGCGGCAAAGACGACUUCAGCACCGAGGAUCUGGAAGAACGCCUCGCGAAAUCCCAAGUUAUCUUCCUCGAUGGAGAAGGGUCUGCAUACGCAGCAAAGCAGGCUGCCGCCACCAAACGAAGCGUUCGGCAAUCAGGCACUGGCAACUCAUCUGACUCUGAAUAG